GCUCCGGAAAGGGGCGGAGCUUGAGAGCGCCGACCACCGGGCGGGAGACACCCGUAAGUGAGGUGAUCCGGGGUGGGGGCGAAAGAGGUGACCCGGCGGGUUAGAAGAUGCCACGGGUUGUCCCAGACCAGAGAAGCAAAUUUGAGAACGAGGAGUUCUUCCGGAAGCUGAGUCGUGAAUGUGAGGUGAGCCCAGGAGAUGGUGGUCAUAGGGGGCAGCGGAUUAAAUACACCGGUUUCCGGGAUCGGCCCCACGAGGAGCGCCAGGCGCGCUUUCAGAACGCGUGCCGGGAUGGCCGCUCGGAAAUAGCGUUCGUGGCCACAGGAACCAACUUAUCGCUGCAGUUCUUCCCAGCCAAUUGGCAGGGAGAGCCACGGCAGGCUCCCACCCGCGAAUAUGUGGAUUUCGAAAGAGAAUCCGGGAAGGUUUACCUGAAAGCUCCGAUGAUUCUGAACGGCGUGUGUGUGCUGUGGAAAGGCUGGAUCGACCUCCAGAGGCUGGACGGGAUGGGGUGUCUGGAGUUCGAUGACGACAGAGCGCAGCAUGAAGACGCUCUGGCACAGCAGGCUUUUGAGGAAGCCCGCAGGAGAAACCGUGAGUUCGAAGACCGAGAUCGCUCUCACCGGGAGGAUAUGGAGGUGAGAGUUUUACGGCCGCGCUGCCCGUAACUGCCCUUCUCUUUGGUGUAGGCUCGACGGCAGCAGGAUCCCACCUCUGGGCUGGGCGGCGGUGACGAUCUGAAGCUCCGUUAACUCGUCUCCUCCGAGCUGAUCACCCCAUCCACCUGCAAGACCAGGAGAGGACGGUAACUCGCCCCUCGGAGGCCGCUCUUCAUCCUCGCUCCUCGCUCACUCCCGAUUCUACGCAUGCUGACGGCAUCUUCGUAAACGGUUCACGCCGAUUCCUCUAUGCAAACCUCGCCGCACGUAGUCCGUCCACGGGCGGCUGCUGCAAUUUACUUACAUUUUGAGGAUAAAUAGGUCAAGUUUCUCUACAAAGAAUAUUUUUUGUUUUACUUUGUGAUACUGCUUUUUGCUUUAAGUUGCUGUUAUUUCUGGUACCUUUUUAUGUUGUAUUAUGUGAAUUUGUGAUUUAUG
Messenger RNA from Spea bombifrons (plains spadefoot toad), 1097 nucleotides. It is a transcript of the gene CBFB, whose product is annotated as core-binding factor subunit beta. Bases 108 to 668 code for a protein of 186 amino acids. Gene Ontology annotation, cellular component: core-binding factor complex; nucleus. Gene Ontology annotation, biological process: regulation of transcription by RNA polymerase II. The record is from RefSeq and is a predicted model, not a curated record. NCBI's taxonomy places the organism in Eukaryota, Metazoa, Chordata, Amphibia, Anura, Pelobatidae. Gene Ontology annotation, molecular function: sequence-specific DNA binding; transcription coactivator activity. The transcript has 6 exons.